AACAUGACCUUCAGUAAAUAGUCUCUUAAACGGCCCCGAACAGAGCUGAGCUAGGGUCUGCUUUUGCUGCAGACCCCCGCAGGGUGGCUGGUUAGCUUUGUUUCAUGCUGGACACUAGAUGUCACCUGCAGAAGAAGAGAAGAGCUUACCUCUUCCAGGGAGAUGGCCCCGAGCCAGCAAAUUCGCUCUGUCGGCGUGUGCAGCCGCUGUGGCAGAACUAGUGACGUUUCCCCUGGACCUCACGAAAACUCGACUGCAGGUCCAAGGGGAAGCUGCUGUUCGUGGCAGCGGAGCUGGCGCUGGGCAGGCAGUCCCUUACCGUGGCAUGCUGUGCACUGCGGCUGGCAUCGUGCAAGAGGAGGGCUUAAUAAAGCUCUGGCAAGGAGCCACGCCAGCCAUCUACCGACACAUAGUGUACUCUGGUGUUCGGAUGGUCGCAUACGAACAUCUCCGUGACUCGGUGCUUGGCAGGCCUGAGGAUGGGAGCUUUCCUUUCUGGAAAGCUGUAGUUGGAGGCAUGUGUGCGGGUGCCAUCGGACAGUUUUUUGCCAGCCCAGCUGAUCUGGUGAAGGUGCAGAUGCAGAUGGAGGGAAGAAGGAAGUUGGAAGGAAAGCCGUUACGGUUUCGAGGAGUGCACCAUGCGUUUAUGAAGAUCCUGUCCGAAGGAGGAGUACGGGGGCUUUGGGCUGGAUGGGUGCCAAAUGUCCAGAGAGCUGCUCUGGUGAACAUGGGAGAUCUGACCACUUAUGACUCAGUGAAACACUUCUUGCUUCUGAACACGCCACUUGUGGACAAUAGUGUGACUCACAGUGUUGCCAGCUGCUGCUCUGGCCUGGUAGCCGCUGUCCUGGGAACUCCCGCUGAUGUGGUGAAAACCCGGGUAAUGAACCAGCCAAGAGAUAAGCAGGGAAGAGGUCUUCUGUAUAAGUCUUCCAUGGACUGCUUAAUUCAAACUGUACAGGGUGAAGGGUUUAUGUCUGUAUACAAAGGCUUUAUACCAACCUGGAUGCGAAUGGCUCCUUGGUCACUGGUAUUCUGGCUUACAUACGAACAAAUCAGAAGGAUCUGUGGAGUUACUUCUUUUUAAAAUCAUGAAAUCACUUCAAUAUUCACAAACAAAGAAGAAUCACAAAGCUGAAACAUUCCACAAGGCA
Nestor notabilis (Kea) is the source of this 1154-nucleotide messenger RNA. It is a transcript of the gene SLC25A27, whose product is annotated as solute carrier family 25, member 27. The record is from RefSeq and is a predicted model, not a curated record. Gene Ontology annotation, biological process: response to cold. NCBI's taxonomy places the organism in Eukaryota, Metazoa, Chordata, Aves, Psittaciformes, Psittacidae. The transcript has 9 exons. Bases 119 to 1087 code for a protein of 322 amino acids.